ACUUCCGUUGGGCGCGACGCGAUGGACGAGCAAACUGAAGAAGAUGACUGGUUUAUUGAGUCACUACACAUGUACACUGAUCUCCAUGUGUUUGAACUCCAGGACCCCACCAGGGUUAUCGGGUGGACCUCGGAUAAAAGUGUGUGUGUGGCAGGUUACAAAGCUGCCAAGGUGCAUGAAAUCCUAGAGCUCCUUUUACCACAGAAACUAUCUGCUAAAGACAACCAGGGCCUCUGUCCUGAACGAGAUUUCAAAGUUCUUCAUGGUGGUUUCUCAGAGGACUCUGUUAACUGCCUGACGCAUAUUUCAGGGACAAGAUGUGUGGUCACCAGCGGUGAUCCUGGCUCCAGCCUUCACUUAUGGCACAUUGGAGGGGAAGAUUGUGAUGUGCUCAAGAAGAUAGGAGACAUACAUCUUAAGACUGAGACAAAGUCAGUAUGCAAGUUGGCAUCUGGAGUUGCUGGAGCCCCAUCUGUACUUCAUGGCUCUCAAAUCAGCGAUAUUGAGCUCACAGACCUGACUUCCAGAAAGUUGCUCUACACAGCUGGGGAAGAUGCUUCAGACAAAGUGAGUGGUCUGCAGUUUGUUGAUGCCAGCGUGUUUGUGGUUUGCACGGACGGUGGCGACCUGUGCCUUGGUGAUGUACGGGACCCUUCGGGCCUUAGGCGUGUCCCUCUUGGGGAACACGGCGGCUCCCACUGGUGCAUGGACCUGAAGAAAGACGGUGUGUCCUGCUCCGUGGCACGGCUGUCCUCCUCCUCUCAGGUGGUUGUGUCAGAUCUGAGGGAUCUGAGAAGUGCUUUCAGUCAGGCCCAGCUGAACAUUCAGCCAGAAAACACCAGCUGUGAAUUCCUAAGUGUGACAUGGGCCCCUGUGCUGGACAACUGCCUUGCAGUUUCUGCUCUUGAUGGACUUGUACACAUCUAUGACACCACGAGUUGGAGACCAGAUUCAUCAGAAGCUCCAGCGCUGUUCGUACACAGAGGUCACGUCAUGUCACCUGGAUCUGAAGCGGACGCUGGUGCUUCGUUGGUCACCACUCACGCGUGGCAUCCGUGGAGACCCAGGACUCUACUUUCAGCGGCGAUGGACGGGUCUUUACACGUGUGGGACUGGGUAGAGAAACGAAUGACAAGCUGAAACAUCGCUCUCUUAUUCUAGUGGAGCACAUAGCAGCAGGUCUUUAAACCUGAACUGAAGCCCACAGUGUGAACUCAUGUGUGGAUGUUUUUCACAGUGACAUAACGGUUGUUGGAACUGACACUUUCAGGCAAUUCGUGGUUUUUCUGAGUCACAAUGAAGAAGCACAGUCAUGCUUAAACACAGUUUAUUUCAGUUCUGACCAAGUGUUACCCAUCACAGACACACACACCUGCACGUCUUCACCGUGUUUUUAUACAAACCAAAACUCGCUACUUGUACUCAAAAUAAAGACCAUCCAAGGUCUCCUGGAUCUGAUCCCAGUAAGGGAAAUUUUCCAGUAACAGGUGUUUUCUCUCUAGAACGUUCUGCAGCAGGUAAUAUCACAG
This is a messenger RNA of Scleropages formosus (Asian bonytongue), 1529 nucleotides long. RefSeq names its product WD repeat domain 73 (gene wdr73). Gene Ontology annotation, biological process: cytoplasmic microtubule organization. Gene Ontology annotation, cellular component: cytosol; spindle pole. Lineage: Eukaryota; Metazoa; Chordata; Actinopteri; Osteoglossiformes; Osteoglossidae. The coding region runs from base 22 to 1140 and encodes 372 amino acids. The record is from RefSeq and is a predicted model, not a curated record. The transcript is spliced from 8 exons. Gene Ontology annotation, molecular function: protein binding.